AUGGCUGAAUUGUACAAGGAAGUAGCCGGUCAGCGAUUGGAGGUGAUCCAAGAGUUUGCCAUGGAGCCGUGGGAGCGCCGCAUCCCUGUUCUCUGCUAUGCCGAUCGAGACAAGGCGACACAACUGACCAGGAAGGCGCGAGGCGUGGUCGUCUCGACGAGCUCUUCCGAGAGAGGAGGAAUUGUCGGCAUGGGGGGCUGCGUGGAGUACGUGACGGCAAAGGGCAAGAGGGACGUGCUGGUCCGCUACUCGGCCACUCUGGGGCCGCGGGAAGACCUGAAUCCAUACGUAGCAGAGCUGGAGGCAAUCGCAAGAGGGUUCUGGUAUUUGCCGGCGACGCUGCGACACAAGAACGUGACAAUCGUCACCAGCAACAAAUCCGCGGCGCUAGUGAUAGCCCAACCGCGGCAGCAGUCAGGCCAACGCACCUUCGGAGAAGUAUAUGGGCAAGUGAAGCAGCUUCAUCUACAGCAUGUCCCAGUCUCCGUGGUAUGGGUUCCCGCAGGGGCGGAUGGCUUCCCACCCGGCACGGUGGCUAAAGCAGCAGCCCGCGAAGCAACGAAAGAAGGGUGCACCCAAGGGAGAGCAAUCUAUCAAGCACGGGCUACGAGAACAAGGUUGUUGCUCUGCAGGCAGCAGCAGCGGCAGAGAAGGAUACCGCCAGGUGUAGGAAAGUAUUCCCAGCGCAUCGACAUAGCCCUCCCGGACAAGAGGCCAGAAUACUGGUGCAGCUACGAACAGGCAAGUGCAGGCUCAACAGCUAUCUGCACAGGAUCAACGAGGCGAGGGUGA
This is a messenger RNA of Metarhizium robertsii ARSEF 23, 792 nucleotides long. RefSeq lists its product as uncharacterized. The transcript is spliced from 2 exons. Gene Ontology annotation, molecular function: nucleic acid binding. NCBI's taxonomy places the organism in Eukaryota, Fungi, Ascomycota, Sordariomycetes, Hypocreales, Clavicipitaceae. Bases 1 to 792 code for a protein of 263 amino acids. The record is from RefSeq and is a predicted model, not a curated record.